This is a messenger RNA of Toxotes jaculatrix (banded archerfish), 2873 nucleotides long. It is a transcript of the gene acod1, whose product is annotated as aconitate decarboxylase 1. The record is from RefSeq and is a predicted model, not a curated record. Bases 1393 to 2721 code for a protein of 442 amino acids. Lineage: Eukaryota; Metazoa; Chordata; Actinopteri; Toxotidae. Gene Ontology annotation, molecular function: lyase activity. The transcript is spliced from 5 exons.
CACUGAGCAACAAAGUGGCCGCGGCUUGUUUAUGAAGCCUGGGCUUACCGCGUGCGAGAGUGCGCGUGCGUGAUGGAUUGACUGUUAAGUUAACAUUUAACUAUUAAAUGACUGAGUCGUCACCAAAUAUAUAUAUACCCAAUAUAUAGGGUUGUGGUCUCGUCUGAGUCCCCCAAUCUUACUCACGCACACAAAAAGGCUUUUUUUUUUUUUUUUUUACUGUGUUCGUGGGGACCAGUCAUUGACAUUAUACCGAUUGCUUCUUAGCCUUAACCAGCGUAACUAAAUGGCCUAAUAAAUUACCCUAACCUAAACUUAAUCCCAUCCUGAAACCUAAAACCAAGAUUUUAACCCUCAAACAGACGUUUAAACUUGUGGGGUCCAGCAUUUUGCUAGACACAAGUAUAUUGGCCUCCUGCUUUUCGGACCCCACAAAUAUAGUAAAACAAGCCCACACACAUACUAAUAUAGAUAGAGAAAGGGAGAGAGAACAAAUCCACGUAGUCUCUUCCAGCAUCACUUAAAGCAAACACCCACAUUUGAUUAUGUGUCAUUUCUUUCUUCCUACCCUGCUCGGCAUAAAUAUCAAUUGACUGUUUAAUUAAUCAAAUAAAUUAUAUCAAGAUUUUUUUUUUUCUCAAAUCCCAGAGGAACACACAAAAACCAGGAACCGUGCAGUUGGCUUUAGUUCUUCAAGCUUUGAAAUCAAGAAAUGGUUGGAAAAUAUGGAAAGAGUGACACCCAUUGCAGGUCUGGAGGAAAUGCAGCCAGCACCUCACACAUCAGAGAGUGGGGUAGAGAGAGAGGGAGAGAAAGAGAGGCAUACAGUCUUCAAACCUUCAAACAUACAAGCGGCCCUUUGAAGAAGUGAGGACUCGAAAAAAUGCUCAGACCCAAAGCUUAAAACUGAAAUUGGUCCCUCGCAGAACAAGCUUUAACAAAUCAGAUAAACUUAAUUUAAUUACUUAGGAGGACGCUGAACUGACUGAAGUUAUUUAAACUUACAUAAUUCAAUGUCUCAUUGUUUCUAAAAUUAAAACAUAGAACAAAUAAUCAACUGGAGAUUUUUUCAAAAAUGAGGAAUCAUGGAAUGAUGUUGAACUAAACGUAAUCUAAAUUUUUGACUCAUCCAGUUACCGAACACUGUUGCAGACAUUCCCAUAAAUGUGUUGCAUUUUGUUUGCUUUUCUUUCUGCCCAGUUCACCAAACCAGCUCCACGUGGGUUAAACCUGCAGACUGUGCUGGUCUUCCAUCAUGUGAAGCCACAGUCUGACAUAGUUGACUAAAAGUGAAAGACAGAGCUAAAGCGCAUAACAGAGAGCUUUGGAGCUGCUAUCCAUGCUCUCAACACCGCUCAGCUGACAGAUGGUGUGAUUAACAGAAGCAAAAGGAUGAUUCUGGACACUCUGGGUGUUGGGUUAUUAGGAACCAGGACAGCUGUCUUCAACAAGGCUCUCAUGUACAGCCAGAUGUUCACAUCUGAGGAGAGGAGCACAGUUUGGGGGAAAUCAGACAUAAUUCUCCCUCCUCACUUUGCUGCAUUUGUCAAUGGCAUCGCUGUUCACUCCAUGGACUUUGACGACACGUGGCACCCUGCUACUCAUCCCUCGGGAGCUGUGCUGCCUGCGCUGCUGGCCCUGGCAGAGACUCUGCCCAGCCAGCCCUCUGGUCUAGACCUGCUUUUGGCCUUUAAUGUUGGCAUCGAGGUGCAGGGCAGACUCAUGAGGUUCUCCAGAGAGGCGUACAACAUCCCUGAGAGAUUCCACCCUCCCAGUGUUGUUGGGGUGAUGGGCAGUGCUGCAGCCUCAGCCAAGCUCCUGGGUCUGUCCCCUGCACAGUGCAGUCAUGCUCUGGCUAUCGCGGCCUCCUCUGCUGGGGCUCCCUUGGCCAAUGCUGCCACCCAAACCAAACCUCUCCACAUAGGAAAUGCUGCUCGGAGAGGCCUGGAGGCCGCUCAGCUGGCCCAGAUUGGUCUGGAGGGGAAUCCAGCCAUUCUGGAUAUGGACUCCGGGUUUGGGGUUUACUACAAAGACUACACUCCUUCAGCGAUGGCUGAUUCUGCUUGUAGUGGCUUUAGAUGGACUCUGGAAAAUCAGAAUGUGGCCGUCAAGCGCAUCCCGGCUCAUUUGGGGAUGCACUGGGUUGUUGACGCAGCUCUGGCAGCCCGCGCAAAGCUUGAAAAUACAGUGGGGUACUUUGACCUCAGCCAGAUCCGACACAUCACACUACGAGUACCGCCAUCCAAGUAUGUUAACUGCCCGUUUCCUGCCACAGAGCACCAGGCCCGGCACUCAUUUCAGUUCAAUGCCUGCUCUGCUCUGUUGGAUAACAAAGUCACAGUGGCUUCCUACAGCGAAGCUCAAAUUAACAGGCCUGCUCUGAAGGAGCUCCUGUCCAAAGUGAAGAUGGAGACCCCGAAGGAUAACCAACCCAGCUUUGACACAAUGUACUGUGAGGCCGAGAUAGAAACAGAUGAAGGGCAGAGUUACGCAGCCAGAUGUGACACUUUUUACGGCCACUGGAGGAAGCCACUGAGUGACAAGGACCUGGUGGGGAAGUUCAGGGUUAAUGCUUCCUCUGUGUUGAGCACGGAGGGAGUGGAAGGAGUGAUUGAUGUGGUAGGAAACAUUGAAAGAGUGAGUGAUUGCUCAAUCUUGGGCUCAUAUCUGAGAAUGACAAGUAGUUCACAUGCACAGUUGUACAGCACAAGAGUUUUGUAAUUGUCCAGUAUUUAAUGAGGCCAGUGUGGCAAGUAUCUGUGUGAAGACUUGUAAUAUUUGAAACUCCAUGUGGCAUGCACAUUUCCACUCAUGAUUUUUUUCUUCUGUGGUGUGUGGGUCUGAAAUAAAGUGAGCUGAAAAAUUUUCAUUUU